Molecule: messenger RNA, 1994 nt
Organism: Capsicum annuum
Lineage: Eukaryota; Viridiplantae; Streptophyta; Magnoliopsida; Solanales; Solanaceae
Exons: 6
Coding region: 688-1656 (322 amino acids)
Source: RefSeq, a predicted model, not a curated record
AAAAAAACGAAUUACUAUUUGAUUCCCUUGACGAAAUCAACGCAGUACGUAAAACGGCACCGUUCCGUGAUUGCUUUCCCUUCCUCAGCUCUUUUUCCAAUGGCAAAUUGUACGCAGGAAAACAGGAAAGAAAGAACGAGGAGGUGCAAAUCUGGAGGAAAAUCUAAGCUGAAAAGUCCGUACACAAGCAUCUCAUUACAUUGUUCUUCACGAAAGAGCGUUUUCUCCGUUUCUACAUAUAGAUUUCUAUACACAUAAUACAUAUGUAAUGCAUUUGUUUGCAAUCUACAAAGAUGAAUAGAACUUGCCGAAAUAUGGGAAAGAAAACAUCAAUAUGAGCUUCAACCAAUGUUCUUUCCUUUUUUAAUCCCUUUUUAGCACUAAUAUGGCUGACGAUUUUUGUUUUGUCACCAAGAUUUUUAUGAGGAGAUCCUAUAAGAAGUUACGGUUCUCGAGGAAAUAAACUUGGAAUGGGAUGCGCAUAGGUGGAAUGUGUACUAAGGGUUGAUGUAGCUUUGUUCAAUUAGAUUGAGGUUGAGGUAUACUUGCUUGAUAAAUAUCUUUGAGCAACUUAUUCUUUAUUGAGACUGAUGAUAAAAAGAGUUAAGAAGAUUCAAGUGCAAAACAGUUUCAUCUUCUGAUUCCAUUCAGGACUCCUUCAUAAUAAAGCCACCAAAGAUUUCUCCGAUGAUGCUGAGAAUGGUGGUCUUAAUCUUUGCAAUGGUAUGUGGAGUUUAUAUAUGUUCAAUUGGCCUGAAACAAAUUGGUGUGAGUUCCACUGGACGGAUCGUAAGUGUUCAUUUGGUUGAAAAGCCAUGUGAGGCAACUGACAUUGAACCUUUGGAAAGACCUUAUGUGCACUUCCCCAAGCCAACAACUUUUAGCCGGGGUGAAUGUGCUUGCAAUCCUGUAAGAAAUUUUGCAAUAUUAUCGACACAGAGAUCUGGUAGUGGAUGGUUUGAGACAUUGUUAAACAGUCAUAUGAAUAUAAGCUCUAAUGGGGAGAUUUUUUCUAUUAAAAUCCGGAAAAGUAACAUGUCAACAAUUGUGGAAACUCUGGACAAACUUUAUAACCUAGACAUUUUGACAAGUGCUUCCAAGAAUGAAUGUACUGCUGCAGUUGGACUCAAGUGGAUGCUUAAUCAGGGUCUGAUGCAGCAUCAUCAGCAAAUUGUUGAAUAUUUCAGAGCCAGAGGAGUUUCUGCUAUUUUUCUCUUCAGGAGAAAUCUGUUGCGUAGAAUGGUUUCAAUGCUAGCAAAUUCCUACGAUCAGAAUUCUAAGAUGUUAAAUGGAACUCACAAGUCUCAUGUGCAUUCUCCCAAGGAGGCUGAGAUACUUGCAAGUUACAAACCUAUGAUAAACACAACUUUGCUGAUCCCCGACCUGAAGCAAGUAGAUGACAUGGCUAUAAAAGCUGUGGAAUACUUCAAUAGCACUCGACAUAUUAUAUUAUAUUACGAGGACAUAAUAAAUAAUCAAACAAUACUGUACGAUGUUCAAGAUUUUCUGAAAGUUCCUAGAAGGGACCUUCACAGUCGCCAGGUGAAGAUACACAAAGGGACAUUGUCUUCACAAGUUGAAAAUUGGGUUGAUGUUGAAAAGACACUCAAGGGAACACCAUAUGAAAGCUUCCUACGUGCAGAUUACAAGAUAUAGAUUGACAGUUUUCUUGUACAGAUGUAGCUCGUGUUCAAUUCAAUUCUUUCAUUAUUUACUGUUAGGAGAAGCUCUAUGCUUGUGCUUUAGCCAAAAGGCCGAGAAAGAUUAUAUUUGUUAGCAGAAGCUGACAAGGAAGCUUCUUGUUAAGAUUUUGGCAGCAGCAGCUAGUUUUCUAGUUCCGCCAUACCCCGUAAUGAGUGUCGUCUUGAUUUUCACGUUUAAGUAGAAAUUUGCGUGCAAUUUUCUUUGAUUCCUGAGAAUUAGGAACUUGUAAGUGACAUGAUCCAACAAUUUUUUCUAAUUUUGUUAUCAAUGUUUCUUUCCUUUCUCCUUAA